Messenger RNA from Lolium perenne, 2583 nucleotides. Its product is annotated as protein RETICULATA-RELATED 6, chloroplastic. NCBI's taxonomy places the organism in Eukaryota, Viridiplantae, Streptophyta, Magnoliopsida, Poales, Poaceae. The record is from RefSeq and is a predicted model, not a curated record.
CAGUUGUACUGCUAUCUGUGCUGUACAACAAGGGAUAGUAGCCAGCGGCCACAAGCCGAGGCUACUCCAUCCUUGGCCUCCUCCAUUUCCCCGCUGGCCGCCGGCGCGCCUCCGCCGUGGUCAGCCGUCUCCGCCGUGGAGAAUGCUGCCCCACGCACCGUCCCGGUACCCCGGCGCCGCCAAGUUCAAACCCCUCCUCCCCACCAAACCGCCUCUCGCUCCCGCCUCCUCCCGAGGAAACCUCUGCACCGCCGCCGCCUCCCGCCGCGACUUCCUCCUCCUCGUCCCGUCCCUAGCGGCAGCAUCCACAGCCAUCCAGUACCUCCCCCUCGCGGCCUCCGCCGCGGACGAUGAGAACCCGGCCCCACCGCCGCCACCCGCUCCGGCCCCGCCUCCUGCUGGGGAUCCCGAAGGGGAGGCGCUAUCCAGGAUGUACGACGCCACGGUCAUCGGGGAGCCGCAGGCUGUCGGGAAGGACGCGCGGGGCAGGGUGUGGGAGAAGCUGAUGGCCGCGCGGGUCGUGUACCUCGGCGAGGCCGAGCUCGUGCCCGACCGCGACGACCGGGUGCUCGAGCUCGAGAUCGUGAGGAAGCUGGCCGCUCGGUGCGCGGACGCCGGGAGGAGCCUCUCGCUCUCGCUUGAGGCGUUCCCCUGCGACCUCCAGGAGCAGCUCGGCCAGUUCAUGGAUGGGAGCAUUGAUGGCAACAGCUUAAAGUUGUACACAUCUCACUGGGCACCAGAGCGAUGGCAGGAGUAUGAACCUCUUUUAAACUACUGCCGUGAUAAUGGAAUCAAGCUUAUUGCAUGUGGAACUCCACUUGAGGUAGUAAGAACUGUCCAAGCUGAAGGAAUCAACGGUCUUUCAAAAGCAAAUAGGAAGUUGUAUGCUCCUCCAGCUGGCUCAGGCUUCAUUUCUGGCUUUACAUCCAUCUCGGGCCGAUCAUUGAUAGACAAAACUUCAUCCUCCAAUGUCUCUCCUUUUGGCCCUAGCUCAUAUCUAUCUGCACAGGCAAGAGUAGUUGAUGAUUAUACCAUGUCCAAAAUAAUAAUGAAGGAAAUUACUACUGGAGAUCCUUCAGGGAUGCUUGUUGUUGUCACUGGUGCGAGCCAUGUUAUGUAUGGGUCUCGAGGAAUUGGUGUUCCUGCCAGAAUAUCUAAAAAGAUGCAAAAGAAAAAGCAAGUUGUGAUUCUUCUUGAUCCUGAGAGGCAAGGUAUAAGGAGAGAAGGUGAAAUCCCCGUAGCCGAUUUAUUGUGGUAUUCUGCUGCCAAGCCAUGCAGUAGAAAUUGCUUCGACCGUGCUGAAAUCGCUAGAGUUAUGAAUGCAGCUGGUAGGAGGCGUGAAGCUUUACCUCAGGAUAUUCAGAAAGGAAUAGAUCUUGGUGUAGUUUCUCCUGAGAUACUGCAGAACUUUUUUGACCUUGAGAAAUAUCCUGUUGUGGAUGAAUUGAUUCACCGAUUCCAAGGUUUCCGUGAAAGGUUACUGGCAGAUCCCAAAUUCUUGAACAGAUUAGCGAUCGAAGAGGGCAUAUCAAUAACUACAGCUGUCUUAGCACAAUAUGAAAAACGGAAAGGACGGUUUUUUGAAGAGAUCGACUAUGUCCUUACUGAUACAAUUAGAGGUUCUGUUGUUGAUUUUUUUACAGUGUGGCUUCCUGCUCCAACUAUUUCGCUCUUAUCUAUUGCUGACAAUGGUUCUGGUGAGAGCUUGGAGCUUGUUAGAGGACUGUUAGGAUCACUACCAGAUAAUGCAUUUCAAAAGGGGAUCGUGGGCCAGAAUUGGGACAUUAACCAGAGAGUUGCAUCCGUACUAAUGGGUGGCCUUAAACUUGCUGGUGUUGGAUACGUUUCUAGUAUUGGAGCUGAAGUUGCUUCAGAGGUUUUGUAUGCUGCUCGUCGAGUUUUGAGACCCUCUGCAACUAUGGAGGCAGAACGUGCAAGAGCUCCCAUCUGGAAAUCAGCAGCUGUUUAUAGUGGCUUCCUUGGAACAUCUGCAAAUCUGCGAUAUCAGGUCAUUGCUGGUCUGGUGGAGCAUCGGCUUGGAGAAUAUCUGGUGUCGUACUAUAAUCUGCCACUUCUUGCUAAUGUGUUAUCUUUUGUUGCACGGAUAAUCAAUUCAUACUUUGGAACACAGCAAUGGAUCGAUCUUGCACGUUCUACAGGCAUCCAAACAAGUGAGGAAGAUCUACCUCCUCCUGAAAUUCCCAGCUCACCAGAAAUACCGCUACUAGAAUGUGGCACAACAGAACUACAGAAUACAGACAAUGUUACGAACAAAUCAGGCGACGAGACAUAGUCACGAGCUUAUUUGGUUGUAGGCAUGCAACUCAAGGAACGGGUUUGUUUUAUGAUACACCACACACAGUACAGGCAUAGACAUAGGGUCUUCGUACAACCAUAUAGCAGUAUAGCAUUUGUCUUUCGGGAGGAAAACAUGAAAUUUUGAAGAGCUGAGUAUGUUAUUCCAGCAUUCCUUUCUCAUGGCUAAAAGGAUCUGCUGUUACACACUUGAGUAAAUAUACUGUAUGUACAUCAACGGAGAAAAGAGGCAUAAUUUUGGAACACGUACAAUUAUACUCUUGAGUU